Messenger RNA from Saccostrea echinata, 1364 nucleotides. RefSeq lists its product as uncharacterized. NCBI's taxonomy places the organism in Eukaryota, Metazoa, Mollusca, Bivalvia, Ostreida, Ostreidae. The transcript has 7 exons. The record is from RefSeq and is a predicted model, not a curated record. Bases 2 to 1357 code for a protein of 451 amino acids.
AAUGACAGUUCUGUCAUACCCCUUUCUUUUUUUAAUGUUUAAUGUGAUGUAUUUACCAACAGUCCACUCGGGGAAUAUACGUUAUUUUGUUACGGACAUCUGUGGACAAGAAAUAGGACCGGACUUUGGUGCGUAUCUUGAGUUUGACAAAGAUGGAAUUUUAGCCACUGAUGGAAAGUUUGUUCCGCCAAAUUUAAUUGGGAAGGAAUUACAGUGCACCAUAACAGUCCGUGGGGCGCCUUCUACGGGGGAGAAAAGGUAUAUGUCCGUCUAUUGGCGAAACUUCCGUUUCAAGGCACCAGAAGUUGACAACAUAGAAAAAGACCCCCAAAGAUGUGGGAAAGCGUACGUUACACUUUACAAAGGCAAGGGAACUAAUGUUGCGGACCAGGAGACAUUUUGCGGUCGUGGAGCGUUGCCCACGCACAUUGAAUGGGAGGGAGAAUACGCGACACUGUUUUUCUACGUUGACUAUCGCUCCCCUUCCACUCCAACAGCUGAUGGUUCCUCCAAUUUCACAUAUUCUGAGAUCUUUUUCCGUCUUGACAUUACCUCUUUUGAUUACGAAUGUACGGAAACGAAAGAGGGCAUUGUAAUGCUAUGUAACGACAGCAAGCGCUGUUUAGAUGACUCUUUACGAUGUGAUUUCUGGUUUUCCCGCAACUGUCAAUCAGAAUCCUACCCACGUGAUAAUUCGGAUACAAGUAGAAAGAUGCCAGGAAACUGCUUCAAGAUUGCAACUACCACAACGACCACCCCUCCUCCCCCAGUGCCACCAACGGAACCUGACUACUCAGCCCUGUAUGUAGUCUUAGGUCUGGUUGCUAUCUUUGCUUUCUUCUUCUGGUGCUUUUGGAGGCCUGGAUACCUGAUCUGGCGGAUGGGACGAUUGCGCAAUCAUCCAUGCGUGAGGGCAUGUGGUGGUUAUCAGCCAAGCCCAACUGGAGCAGCAGCUUGGAGGGAACUUCAGGAAAGUGAAUCGGAACACCCGACCACUAUGGCAAAAGAAGACAGCAACUCGCUCAUUGCGAGCGGGACUUCUCAGGGUUAUUCAGGGAAGAUUACAAAGCAGAUUUUACCAUGUUUUCCGAGAAAGCACGAGCCGGAAAAACAAGGUGGAAAAGUUCGGCUGAGACAGGCAACAGUUUGUCCCUUACAGUCUACACCAGAAGACCAGAUAUUUAGCCGAGAUAACACCGGACAGAACAAACGAAACAAUGAGGAUAGAUCGAGAAGCAAAAAUCAAGGCAUGACUGAAAAACAAAAACCUAUCAUAUCAGCGAGUGAUAUCAACUUUGCCAAUGACUGGACCAAGUUGCUGACAAACGAUGGUUGUCAUUUGAGAGAGCAUCGCUGAUUAUAAU